Molecule: messenger RNA, 2652 nt
Organism: Candidozyma auris
Lineage: Eukaryota; Fungi; Ascomycota; Pichiomycetes; Serinales; Metschnikowiaceae
Exons: 1
Coding region: 1-2652 (883 amino acids)
Biological process (GO): fungal-type cell wall organization
Source: RefSeq, a predicted model, not a curated record
AUGCACCACGCAAACUACCUGUCCACUUCGCUUAACGACCACAAUUUGUAUGAAAUCUCCAUCGGCUCCGGCGCCAGCAACAAUAUGGCUUCGAAGAAGAAGCUUUCCUCACAAGUGAAGCGCGUGACGCUGAUGUCGUCGCUCCCGUCGUUGAGCGAGCUGAAGCGGCCUGGCGAAUAUUACAUUCAGAAAAUCAACCAGCUGUCGCUUAGUUUGAAUGCUCCCAAGACGCCUAAGAACACACUUCCCCCUGCAGAGGCACCCCGGCCGUACCUGGGGCCUUACAUGAAUUCUGACAUUUCAAACGGUUCUAAUGAUGACUCCUCUCUGGAUGGGUCUAGUCAGUUUGACUGCCCAGACUCGCGAUUGAGUUCUUUGACAUCAAAUUCAAUGUGCUCGAACCGGGGGAGCCACGGAUCGCACAAACUGGACUCGAAGACUCCAAACGACUCGGCUGUCCAUGAUGAUACAUCAGACGAGGCCUUGGAUGAGGUGGGACAGAUGAACUCGUCCAUAUCAACUAUCACUCUUCGUUCGGAAGAUCGGGCGUCGUCUUUUUCAAGUACGUCUCUGCAAAAGCCGCUCCCACCAGUCUUCCCAAAAAGAAAUGCUUCCAGCUCCUCCUCAUCUGACUUGACCAAUGCUCCUGGUUUCCGUCCUGGUGCUCCCAAGUUGCGCUCAGUUUCCACUUCUAUGUUGCCCCAUAAAAUAUCAAGCUCGCCCAGUUCUACUAAUGCGCUUCAUAGAGUGGGCACGCUGUCGUCGUAUAUGUUGACCAGGUCUAAGACCAGGUACUAUAAUCCAAAGGAAACGAAAGAGAGGAAGCAGUUACGCAAGAAGCUUUAUGACGACAAUGACGACGAUGACGAGAUUCUACCCAAUGAUUUGGAUCUAGUCUUCAACGUGCCGGUGAUCAAAAAUCAUGCGGAGAUUUGUAUGAGCCGUCGUGGUUCCUCCUCGUCUUCUUUGUCUCGCAAGGACCUUGUAAAUGCUGAUGACGAUAAAUUCAACUCAUUUAAUACUGCCAUGAAGCCUUGUCCUUUGCCGGGUAAGCUUAGUCAUGCUAACCUUUCUGUUGAGACUUCUCUUCCGACAAUGGACGAAAGAGAAGAAAUGUCACCUUCCGUGAAAAAUCCUAAACAUUCGGACGACGAGUUUGAUCCUGAUAACUCUUUUUCCUUCAAUAACGAUAGUGAGAUCAGUAACAACAUUUCUGAUUUCUAUAAUCAGCGUUCUAUGUCGUAUUCGAAGCUUGUGAAGGAGUCUCGUGAACAGCAAAUGAUCUACAAACUUCCAAAUUACAUCAAAUCCCAGACCUCUGUGGAUGACUUGUCUUUGUUCUCGCCGGAGAAACUCGAAGCCGUUGAUCAAUCUAGACCAAUCAAUUUGCCUCCGAAAAACACAAAUGAAAAGCUGAAGCACACGAGGGAGUUCUAUAAGUUUUUAAGCAACUACGAGCUUAAUACGAAGCAUCAGAGUCAAUCUAGAAAGCGUCUGUGUGAGUCUUUCAUCAGCAACCAGCAAAGUUGGUUCAAAUUGAUGGUCACGGUGAACGAGCCAAAAGAAUUCACUAAGAAGUUGUCAAGUGAAAAGAAUCAACUUCGUAAAUUGAACUGGGAGUCCUUGAUAUCUGACAGGUUCAGAUUCGAUUACUUCAAAAAUGUUUUGGCUGCAAAUCUCGGUCCUGACGCUGUUCUGAACAUUGAAGCAUCUUACAAAAACUCUGAGGCUCGUUACGCCCAGCUUUCCGAUAAGAUGAUUGCCAACAAGGACUGUUUGUUUGACAGAAUCAUCAAGGAUGUUUUACAAAGACCACUUUUCAAGACGUUUAUGGUGGAAGCGGCAUCUAGCGAUAACAACUUCAAUUUUGGGGAGUUCAAUUCGAACUUCAAGUAUCUUUUGUAUAUGUUGUCGCUCUCGGAAGGUGGGUUAAAGAAGCAUCACGAGGUCUUCUUUGUCCCCGUUUUCUUGAUCUUAUUCCAAUCUCAUGAGUCAGUGAGCAAUAUCUAUGUGUUGAUCGAGAUGUUCGACAAGGCGAUCCUCACAGAUGAUGUUGUUGCCGAUAUUAAUAAGUACUUGGGUAGGUUCUCGAACCUUUCCAACAUGUCAUCAUCAAGCAUGCCGUACAAGAUCUUGAGCAAGUUCCAGUCCUUAGACGAAUUUGAGUACUUGAACUUCACUAGCUUCUUCGACAUCAUGAUUCAGUUGAACGAUAAACUACCAUUGAGCUUGAGUGCGCCUUCCACGCCGAUUGUUAGUCAAGGAGCGUUUGGUCCGUUGAGUUCAGCCAAACACUCUGCAGAGUUCUCGGAGCAGGAAAGAGGCUCCACAAGCGGUCCUAACUCGAUGGAAAGUUUAAGUGAUCUCGACAUGAGAUCUAACCUUUCGCUGUCGUCAUCAAUGAGCCUAAUUGGUAUAUUCUUGCAACUUCUUGUCAUUUACUCCAACUCCCCGAAGAGUAAGAACAAGAACAUUCUGAAGAUGUUCCAAGGGUUCCUUCUUACGAUCUUCAAGUACUACCAUAUCAACUGGAAUAGCUACUCUGAGCUCAUCAAAGCCAACAAAUCCAUUAAGUUGAAUAACAGCAGUGACCAAACCUGCAACUUGGAGUCAUUUCUUGACAAGUGGAAGGACAUCUUCAACAAAAUGUAA